CACUCACAAGCACAUCGCUUUCACAACCACACCAUCGUCACUCUCUAGCUAUCACAGUACCACCCUUUCCUUUUCCUUUUUUCUUCAUCUUCUUCAAUGGAGAUCAAACAAGAACUGUUGAAGUUCAGGUACCAAAUCGGAAGUGCCAUCUUGGUGUGUCUUUCUAUCUUCUCCUUCCUCUAUCUGGCACCCAGGUUCCUCAACGUCUUGGCCUAUUUCUGGCCUCUCUUUCUCUCCACCGCCCUCUUCCUCCUCCUCGUUAUCUUCUUCGCCAAAACCCAAACUUUCCCUAACUCCGAUGCUUCCAUUCAUAAACCCGCAGAGGAGCUCCUCCACUACGUCGCCGGUGACCACCACUCUGAUCCGCCGCUGGACAACCACAAGUCCGAUUAAAGACCCCAAUGAGAGAAAAUGUCUGUCCUUGUGAUUAAUUGUGAAGAGAAGAUGGUGAUAGCAUAGCAUAGGCCAGAGUAGAUCACAGAUGUCAAAAAACUGAGGAUGCUGCUCAAUUAUAGAUAAAGGGAUUAGAAGACUAAAUUAGUACAUCACAGCCACCACAGUGAUGUUGUGAACUACUCUUCCUUUCUUUCUUUGUAAUGGCUAUAAAUGCUACUCAACCAUGAAAAGUAACAGUACAUAUUUUCUCUCAAAUUCUCCUACCUGUAGGGUUGUUUUAUCUUCAAAUCUAAUAAAUUGGUAGGUUUAAAAUUA
Molecule: messenger RNA, 711 nt
Organism: Vigna unguiculata (cowpea)
Lineage: Eukaryota; Viridiplantae; Streptophyta; Magnoliopsida; Fabales; Fabaceae
Source: RefSeq, a predicted model, not a curated record